Molecule: messenger RNA, 2653 nt
Organism: Verruconis gallopava
Lineage: Eukaryota; Fungi; Ascomycota; Dothideomycetes; Venturiales; Sympoventuriaceae
Exons: 5
Coding region: 268-2463 (731 amino acids)
Biological process (GO): chloride transmembrane transport
Cellular component (GO): cortical endoplasmic reticulum
Molecular function (GO): chloride channel activity
Source: RefSeq, a predicted model, not a curated record
CGUGUGCUCUGCAGCAACACUUUGAGGCGCGCAUCUUCGUUUGCGCGCUGCACAGCAGACCGUUGCAGGCUUGAAAAAGGGCCACAGAUCUGUUUAACCAAAAAUUCCAAAGCUCUUCUACCAUCCUCAUCUGCGCACUUACGGGCGACCCAGUCACCGCUCCUCCGCACAGCCUCCUCCUGCGUUUGUCGUUCUCGUUGCUGUGUCGCUUUUUAUCUCUUUCCACACGUCCUCGUUUCAGAGUCGUUGGCUAAGCGUGCGCCCAGCAUGGCAGCUCUGGGGAAGGACGCCAACCAGCAGACAAAUAUGGGUGUGGACUACGUAGUCAGCUUUCGAUUCGACCCGUCUGAUAAGAAGGCAGCCGUGCAGCAGUUUGAGAUGCUCGUCCAGGCUCUAGCGAGCGUGGGGCUGGCGACAGAAGUGCGCAACGGGGAAGGCAACUCACUGCUUGUCUUUGUCAAGGUGGCCAGCGAGGAUCACUUGUUCGGCGAGGUCUACAGGUCGAGGGUCAAGGACUGGAUCAAUGGCGUCCGAGCUGCCGCACCGGAGAAGGAGACCAAGCAGGCCCUCAAGGUCGAUCCACUGUACGAAGCCGAGCGCCUACGCAUCAUAUAUCAGUUGAUCACGAACCCUACAAGCGAGGGUGGAGCUGGCAUCACGCCCAAAUCUGGGGAGUGGAAGAGCGUAGAGAGCGUGUUUCCGCUGCACGAUCAUGCGGCGAACAAGAAGUUGAUGAAGAAGCUUGCGGGCAGUAUGUUCUUCACGACGGAGGAUUUGGACGAGAUCAGGGACAAGUUUGGCGAGAAGAUUGCGUACUACUUCGCCUUCACGCAGUUCUACUUCUCCUUUUUGUUGUUUCCAGCUGCGGCUGGUGUGUCGGCCUGGCUGCUGCUCGGCAACUUCUCACCCUUCUACGCCGUUUUCAGCUGCCUGUGGUGCAUCAUCUUCACCGAGUAUUGGAAGCACAAGGAGACGGACCUAGCCGUGCGGUGGGGUGUCCGUAACGUGUCAAGGAUCGAGUGCAAACGCAAGGAAUUCGUGCACGAGAAGAUGAUCACCGAUCCAGUUACGGGAGAACAGGUCCCUUUCUUUUCCAACAAAAAGCGGCUGCAGCGACAGCUUCUCCAGCUGCCAUUUGCGCUCGGCGUUGCUCUGGCACUGGGAAGUCUGAUCGCGACGUGCUUCGGCAUCGAGGUCUUUAUCUCUGAGAUUUACGACGGUCCUCUCAAGUGGCUUUUGGUCUUCCUCCCGACCGGCAUUUUGACCACCGUCAUGCCCGUCCUGGUCAAUAUCUUCACCUCGGUCGCUACGAGGCUGACGCAAUUUGAGAACUACGAGACGCAGGACGCCUACGAUACAGCUAUGACGCAAAAGAUAUUCGUCAUCAAUUUCAUCACCUCGUACCUGGGCAUCUUCCUUACUGCCUUUGUUUACGUGCCUUUUGGAACGCUCAUUGUGCCUUACCUGGACAUUUUCUCUCUAACCGUCAGACCCUUCGCGGAGAACAAACAACAAAUGGAAUGUCCACCUGCUCAUGCCUUCGAGAUCAACCCAGAUCGCCUCAGAACACAGGUCAUCUACUUCACCGUCACUGCUCAGAUCGUCAAUCAGGCCUUGGAAGUGCUCUUGCCAUAUGUUAAGCGCGAGGCUUUCUCAAAGUACAAGAAGUUCCAAAACCAGAGGGCCAUGAGCAAGGGUGGUGCUUCUAGCCUCAGUGACAAUGAUGCACCAGAAGAAAAGGCUUUCCUUGCCAGAGUCAGGCAGGAGGCCGAGCUUGGCGUUUAUGAUGUGACGGCGGAUCUGCGAGAAAUGGUUCUGCAGUUUGGUUAUCUUUCGCUGUUUUCCGUUGUGUGGCCCUUGACUGCAGUUUCCUUCGUCGUCAACGACUGGUUCGAACUGCGUACGGAUGCGUUUAAGAUCACGGCUGAGAUGCAACGCCCCACACCUUGGCGUGCAGACACCAUCGGACCUUGGCUUGAUUCCCUCGGCUUCCUCGCCUGGCUUGGCAGCAUUACCACAAGCGCGCUCAUCUAUCUCUUCCGUGACGGCGUCGGCCCGGCUGGAAGCCCCAAGGACAUCACGUCGUGGGCGCUCCUUUUGUCCAUCAUUUUCGGCGAGCACCUCUUCCUUUUGACACGCUGGGUGGUGCGCAUUGCCGUUUCCAAGAUUGAAUCACCAGGCCUGCAGAAGGAGCGACGCGAGCGGUUUCUCGUGCGCAAGAAGUACUUUGACGAAAGUCUCAGUCAGCUGAGCAGGUUGUCGCCUGUCAUCGACAAUGCCGACGAGCCAGAAUCGAUAACACGUGAAAGUCUCGAAGAAGAUCAGAGGAACAUCAGUCAGGCGGGUCACGAUGGUGUGGAGGAGAAAUUCUGGAGGCGGCAAAGGGGAUGGAGGGAGACUGCUAAGAUCGGGGCCGCUCUCAUCGAAAGGGUGCUCCCGGAUGAGGACAAGAAGUCACAGUAAUCAUUCGUCACGAUGUGUGCCCUUACGGCAAGGUGGAAGAGCACCUGGUGCGAAGCGAGAACGUUUCUCUCUUAAGAUAGGUUGACUGCUGCACGCAAUGCUCAUCCCUAUGGGUCGCUAUUUCUUUUUAAACGGCUUCUAGUAAAAUACACAUACAUGGCCUAAAGGGUCACGCCCCUGCGAACUUUUG